Acanthochromis polyacanthus (spiny chromis) is the source of this 2194-nucleotide messenger RNA. Its product is annotated as macrophage mannose receptor 1-like. Lineage: Eukaryota; Metazoa; Chordata; Actinopteri; Pomacentridae. The transcript is spliced from 5 exons. The record is from RefSeq and is a predicted model, not a curated record. The coding region runs from base 899 to 1822 and encodes 307 amino acids.
UUGCAGUAGAUUCCUGUAUGUAAAUGUGUGAUGGAACACAUUGUUCAAGAUUUACGUUUUUAUAGAGGACACCACACACACUCUGCUUGUAGCAAGUGUCAUCAAGUAGUGAACCUCGUCAAAUGUGAAUCUUUCACAUGCAUCUCACAGAACUAAAACAGUAAAAAGCAUGUCACAGUGACCUUACAAAUCUCAUCAGCUCAUUUUUCUGUCUCCAUUCCUCAGAAACGAAUACAGAGAUUUACCCAGCUGAUUCAGUCCAACAUGUUGUUGGAUUGGAGUCAUCUUUGCUGCCAAGGCCCAGUAACCACAUCAACCACGGUAUCCACAAAAAGUAUUCACGUCUUCAAGAAGAAUUCUUUCUCUGAUUAACUCCAGUAAAAACAUGGAUAAUUUUACUAAAUUAGUUCUUGUUUUAUGAAGGGUUUGUUGAUAUAUUCUUAGCAACCUGUUUUAUUUGAGAUUCAGUGAUUGAAAACAGUGAAAAUCUUUUAUUAUAGCUUUUGACAGUUAUUUCAGGUUUCUGGAGUGGCAGAAAGAGAUAACCAAAUUCCCCAAAAUUUUGAUUUUUGUUCCCAAAGUUGAGUCAAAUUUGCUCAUUUUCAACAAAAUAACAUCUUAUUUGCAUAUUGAAACAAUCAGUAGAGGAGGAUUUUAUACAACAUGUAGCUGCACUUCAAGCAGUGUGUGUGUGUGUGAUGUCCUAGAAACAAGUAAACCUCCUUGAAAGAUGUGUUCCAUCACACAUUUACAUUCAUUAAUCCACUGCAACACUUUUUGCAUGAAGAAACCAGCACACCAGUGACCUUCCUGAGAGAAACAAAUCAGGAGGAAACUUUCCACUGAUUUUUCAUGAUAAGGCAGCGCCUCCUUUUACCGUCCACAGAGCAGCAUCGUGAUGGAGAGGGUCUUGCUGGCUCUCUGGUGUCUCUCAGGGUGGUUCGUCCUCCCCUCCUGCCCUCUCCAUCAGUACUACUUUGUGAACCAACCUUUGACUUGGCAUGAAGCUCAGACCUACUGCAGAGAGAGAUUCACAGACCUGGCCACCGUACACAGCAUGACAGAAAUGAACCAGCUUAUUGACACGGUUUCCUCCACUGGUUACUUCAAUCCAUUCUGGAUUGGUGCGUUUAGUGAGAUCAACUGGAAGUGGUCAGAUGGGAGUGAGGCUGAGUACAGGCACUGGGGAAGUGGUCAGCCUAAUUCUGUCCUAAAUGACCUCUGUGUGACGUCUACAGCAAAAGGAUGGUUGGAUGUUUCCUGCCUGUUCAAGCAACCAUUUGUCUGCUACAAAGGAACAAAACUGGAUCCUGAAUUCGUUGUUGUGAAUGAAAGCAUGACUUGGUCCGAUGCUCAGAAGUACUGCAGGGAGAACUACAUAGACCUGGCCACUGUGAGGAAUGACGCAGAAAACCAAAGAUUAGGAUCUGUGUGGAGAUGGAUUGGGCUAUCUAGAGAUGCUAAUUCUCAGUGGUCUGAUGGGAGCAGCUUCAGCUUCAGCUACUGGGAUCGUGAUGGAGCAGGAUUUGGCUCCAGGACAGUCCUCUGUGGUGCUGCAGGUCUUUACAGUUCAGGAAAAUGGAGCUUUUGGUACUGUGAAAAAAAAUUCCCAUUCAUCUGCCACAACCCAUUUGUGAAGAAGCGGGUGGUGAAGCUGAGGAUCAAACUGGACGACUCCUCUGUGGAUCUGAACGACCCUGCUGUGAAAGCGGCGCUCCUGAAAAAGCUCCAGGACAGAAUGGAGGAGGAAGGAGUGAGUGGAGUCACCCUGAAGUGGAGAGAGCAGCCUGAUGGGGAAGUCUGGCACAGAGAGGAUCUCUAAAUAACCUCACCUGUAUGUCAGCUGAGCUCUUUAAAUACGUGUGUAGACUAGAGUGCAACAGCGCCCUCUUGUGUUUGAAUCUCCAAUAUGGCUGCCUUGAAGAACAGAGUGUGACAUUUAAUGAAGGCUGGCAGCUUUAGUCAUUGUGGACUCUUGUUAGCUACUAGUUUGUGUGUGUUAGCGUGAUUUAAUUAGCAACAUUUACAGUCGUGACAAGUUUGCAUUUUAUCAAAACAAUCGAGUGUCUCCACCUUCACCAAUUUACUGGACUUCUGACGUGUCUUCAGACAAGCGUUCUGUAACCUUCUCAUCCUGAUUUUUGCUCUCUUUCUAUUCUGUGUGAGAUAACUAAUAAAUGUCAGUUUGCCUGGG